This is a messenger RNA of Solenopsis invicta (red fire ant), 705 nucleotides long. RefSeq lists its product as uncharacterized. NCBI's taxonomy places the organism in Eukaryota, Metazoa, Arthropoda, Insecta, Hymenoptera, Formicidae. The coding region runs from base 106 to 552 and encodes 148 amino acids. The transcript has 4 exons. The record is from RefSeq and is a predicted model, not a curated record.
CAUUCUAUAUAGGUAGGUCAGCUUAAAUGAGGACGAUUGGUCAUUCGACGAUCAGAACGAUCAUUGCCGUGGGAUCGUUACGAAUUGUGUUAUUCAGAUACGAAAAUGUUCACGAUUUUCGCAUUUUUCCUCUUUUCUACGGUUCUCGCUAAUGAUGGGAGCUUAAACAAGACGGACUUGAAAUGCGUGGGACAUGCUUUCUAUAACGUGUCCCUUUCCGCAUAUUAUCCUGUAUUUGGGACGGAUGAUAAACGUAAUCACCUAGACGACCAAGGAAAAAUGUUGAAUACUCUCCAGGAUUACCUUGAUGGUCGUGCUCGUUACGUCACUGUCGCUGGAAAUUUGAGAUCUGGCAUUCCAUAUGGAACGAAAAUAUGCAUAGAAAAGUUGAAUGAGCAAUUCAGAAGGCAACUUCACUUGCAGAUAAGAGACCAGAUUGAUUACGAAAACAAUGACGCCACACUCGAUUUCUCGAGAUUAGAGAUUUGUGUUAGGUCCGAGGAGGAUACUUAUGACACCUAUUUUAAUGGUCUUGUCACUGUCUAUGUGUAAUAACCAUAUAAAAAUUAUGUACUUAAUUCUUAUCAACUUCACACACACACUAAUGCUUAAUCGCCAAUAAUAAUGUUAAAUUCCUAUUUUAUAUGUGCUAGUAUAUAAAAAAUAAAAUAAAAUUAUAUUUAUAUGCACAUAUGCAUAAACAAA